AUGCUCGACGCCAGGUCCUACCCGCUGCUGGUUGGCCUGAUCGUGUUGGUCUGGCUUGCCCGGCCAACCCACGCCUUCGGAGCUGGUAACAUUGCCAGCAUCUCCAAGAUUGAGGGCCAGAACUGGCGCCACGGUGACAUUGAAGAUGCUCUCCUCACCAUCGCCAUGGCCCGCGCCAUGAACGGCAAGAAAUUUAGCAAGAUGAUGGUCUCUCGUGUCUACUUCGGUAACUGGCUGCGAGACUACUCCCAGGCCAUUGACGUCGGUACCGUCAAGUCCGUGUCUGCCGAGGCCAUUCGCCUUCUUCUCUGCGUUCUGGGCUUCCUGACUUUCGGUUACGGAUCCAAGGAGUUCGAGGUCACCGCCGACAGAUUGGGAUGCUACCGUCCCGAGGACCACAUCGACAACCCUAAAAACUACGCAGACAAUGCGGACGCUCGCCAAUAUGACCGUCGUCUGAGAGGUCCCGUCGACGAGGGUACUGAACUUGCCAUCGAUGACCGCACUGGCAUGAAGAACUACAUUGCGAAUGAGCAGGCUGGCAUCAUGACUUCUGCUGCCCACGUCCGCAAGCUGUUUGGUACCUGCAUCGAGCUUGCCCGAGGAUACGCCCGCAAUAAGAAUGAGGCCGAUCUUUACGAGGCGAUGCGCCUGAUGGGUACUGGUCUGCACUGCUUGGAAGACUACUUCGCCCACAGCAACUACACCGAGCUUGCCCUUAUCGAAAUGGGUGAGCGUGACGUGUUCCCCCACGUUGGCAGUGACACUCGCAUCAGACUUGAGGGUGCUAGAGACGAGGUUUACCCCAUUGUUACUGGUACUUUUGGCGGUGUUGAUUUCCUCCACUCCGUCACUGGCGAGGUCUCGGACAAGCUUACCCAAAACGAGAUCGAGGAGCUCGAGGGCACCCUCCAGGAGAGCAAGAACAACGACACUAGCAUUCUGCGCAACCUGUUGGAUAUGAUUCCCGACGGUAUCUUUGGCGGUAAGCACCAGAGCAACCGAGUGGACGAGCUCCAGAGCAACGCCACGUCGUCGCAGCUCCAGAACAUGCAGGUCUCUCCCAGAGACCCCGAGGAGUUCACCCGAUACAUUCAGGAUGUCUUUAAGCAAAUCAUGCCUGCUAUUGAGUUCCAUGACGAAAUCCUUCAGGGCAUCUCUGAGGCCGUUGAGAAAAUUCCUGUCCUGCCCAAGAUUUUGGAGCAGCUCGAGGAGCAACUGUCCAAGUUUGUCUUCUCUCUCAUCGCCCCCUUUAUCCUUCCCGUUAUCACCCAGAUCCGCAACGAGCUGCGCACUGGUUCUGCUGAGAUCAUUGAGAGCAGUGAGAGGGAGCAGCACGUCGUCUUCGAAGAUGACCGUUGCAGUGACCCUACCCACUCCAUGCUGUCCAAGGACCACUUCACCAACAUUCUGAACGAAAUUGCCGGUCGCUGCGCUGCUUUGACGGUCCAGUGGGUUGUUCCCCAGCUGAUGGAGGCCAUUGAUGAUGAGGGCGUUGAUGUUAACCGCACCUUGAACCGCAUUAUCUACGGUGUUCUGCACCACCCCGCCCAGCGCGAUAUGGGAGACGACGGCGCUCGCGAGGGUCGCCAGAAGAUCUUCCGAUUUGUCGAGGAGUGGUGGAACAACAUGGACCGAAGCCAGCAGGAUGACUACCGCCGCAAGCUCAGCCGCGAGGGAGUCCAGCGUGGAGAAAACCACAAGGAGGGUCAGCACGACACUGGUCACGGUCACGGUUGCAACGGAAAGCUUCACAUGCGUAAGCAGUUCGGCGAGCCCAAGACCUGGGAGGACAAGGUUGCCGAUAAGGCUGCCGGUGCCAUUCUGGAGGGUGCUUCGGGCGCCCUUGCCGGCCUCGUGCAGCAGCAGACUGGUGUUAAGGUUCCCCAGUAUAAGCACCAGAGCGAGCAGGAGGAAUCCAGUGGUGGUGCUGGCGGGCUCAUCGGAUCCAUCCUCGGAGGUGUCUUUAAGAAAGACGAGACCGAGUCUCACCACAGCAGCCGUCGCGAUGACGAUGGCUCUUACACACAGACCACAACAGAGUACGGCCACCACGGCAACAAGUAUGGUCAGGCUGAGUACAGCGAAACCCAGUACUCGGGCGGUGGAGGCCGCUCCGAAUACCGCCGCUACGAACAGGAGGAUAGCCACGGCGGACGUCAGACUAGCGGCUACGGAUACCAGGAGACCACGGAAACCAGAACUUCCUAUGGUGGCGGAUAUGAGCAGCGCACUGAGAGCCGCCGUUACGAGGGCAACACCGAGUCAGGCUACGGCGGCCGCCGUCAGGAAGAGAGUGGUUACGGAGGCGGUCGAGGUGAUGACGAGGGUGGCUAUGGUGGUGGCCGUCGCCAUGAGGAGAGCAGCUACGGUGGUGGCGGAGGCUACGGCGGACGCCGUGAGGAGGAGAGCAGUUACGGGGGUGGUGGAGGCUACGGCGGACGUCGUGAGGAUGAGAGCAGCUAUGGUGGCGGUCGUCGUGACGACGAGGGUGGCUACGGUGGUGGUCGUCGCCAUGAGGAGAGCAGCUACGGUCGUCAGGAGGGUGGCUACGGCCGUCAAGAGGAGAGCUACGGCGGAGGUCGCCGUGAUGAUGAGGACAACUACGGUGGUGGUCGUCGCCAAGAGGAAAGCUACGGCAGACGCCGCGACGAUGAUGAUGAACGUCGCGAGGGUGGUGGUGGUGGCGGUUUCGGCGACUUCAUCGGCAAGGUCGCCGAAAGUUUCGGUGACAACAACAACCGCAGGUGGUAG
Molecule: messenger RNA, 2754 nt
Organism: Colletotrichum truncatum
Lineage: Eukaryota; Fungi; Ascomycota; Sordariomycetes; Glomerellales; Glomerellaceae
Product: nima-interacting protein
Source: RefSeq, a predicted model, not a curated record